Messenger RNA from Rhinichthys klamathensis goyatoka, 954 nucleotides. It is a transcript of the gene mrps18b, whose product is annotated as mitochondrial ribosomal protein S18B. The record is from RefSeq and is a predicted model, not a curated record. Gene Ontology annotation, molecular function: structural constituent of ribosome. The transcript is spliced from 7 exons. Gene Ontology annotation, cellular component: mitochondrion; ribosome. Bases 79 to 813 code for a protein of 244 amino acids. NCBI's taxonomy places the organism in Eukaryota, Metazoa, Chordata, Actinopteri, Cypriniformes, Leuciscidae. Gene Ontology annotation, biological process: mitochondrial translation.
GAGAACAAUAAAGUUGUGCACUUCCGUCACAAUACACUUUGACCUCUCAACAACUUCCUUGUUUGCUACAAAGACAAAAUGGCAGCCUCCUUACAACGCAUUGGAAUAGUUAUCUGCCGCUCAUUUCCUGUUAUUUUACAACGAAAUCUUCAAAGACAGAUAAUUCGUGAUUGGAAAAUAACUUCAAGUGCCGCUCCAGUGUUGCGUGUGAAUUUUUGUGCAACAACAACAUCAUCUGCUGAUAGCACCGAUUCAGCUGAGACACUAGUGUCUAGAUAUGCCGAUAGACCAUGGGAAUACUUAGAAAGUGAAGAAUACAUUGAACGCUAUGGAUCAAAGCCUGUGUGGUCCAACUACAGGAGGAACCAUAAGGGGGGCGUCCCGCCUCAAAAGACAAGAAAGACAUGUAUUAGAGGAGAUAAGAUAUGUGCGAACGCUUGUCCCAUCUGUCGUGAUCCAAAUGUCAUUGUCCAUUACAAGAAUGUGAACCUGUUGCAGCAGUUCAUUAGUCCUCAAACUGGAAUGGUGUAUGAUCCCACUCGAACCGGUGUGUGCAUGAAACAACAGAAACUACUUAACAAGGCUGUUGAUACCGCUAGAGAUCAUGGUUUACUUCUUGUCCAGCUACCUCAUGUGGACUACUCAAAAGAGGACUACUCAAACACCCAUGGUGCUGUUGCACCAACCCCUGCUCCAUUUUCUCUCAACUCUGGAGAAAUGUGGUACUCAUGGUAUGGUAAUAUAAAAGCAGACGAGCGAGAACUGGCAAGAGUGAAGCGAAUCUACAAAGAAUACCUGAAACCAAAUGUUUGAAUCUUGUUGUAAUUAGACCGUAGCCAGGGUAGACGCCAUACUGAACUUCACAUGGGUGAAAACGAGGUUACGAGGGAUAGACUUAGUCUUUACAAUGGCAUGCACUGAAUAAAGGUCCAAGAUCAAACAUUAUUUUCAAAA